AUGUACUUUGAGAGGGGUGUGAGCAGUGUGGUGCGCAGAUGUGUACACAAACACACGGGGCAGGAGUUUGCGGUGAAGAUCAUUGAGAUCACUGCAGAGAAAAUGACAGAACAGCAAGGUGUGAGCAGUGUGGUGCGCAGAUGUGUACACAAACACACAGGGCAGGAGUUUGCAGUGAAGAUCAUUGAGAUCACUGCAGAGAAAAUGACAGAACAGCAGUUAGAGGAGGUGAAGAGCUCCACACUGAAGGAGAUCCAUGUGCUCAAUGUGGUGAAGGGCCACCCGUCCAUCAUUACACUUAUUGAUUCUUAUGAGUCAACAACCUUCAUAUUUUUGGUAUUUGACCUCAUGAGGAGAGGAGAGCUAUUUGAUUACUUGACUGAAAAAGUGACUCUCAGUGAAAAGGAAACCAGGAGUAUGAUGCGUGCUCUUCUGGAGGCUGUCCAAUAUCUACACUCACUAAAUAUUGUACAUCGUGACCUCAAACCUGAAAAUAUUCUGCUAGACGACCAGGGACACAUUAAACUUUCUGACUUUGGCUUUUCAGUCCAGCUGGGGCCUGAUGAAAAACUAAGAGAGUUGUGUGGAACACCAGGAUAUCUGGCACCAGAGAUUCUGAAGUGCUCCAUGGAUGAGACACACGUGGGAUAUGGGAAAGAGGUUGACCUGUGGACUUGUGGUGUGAUCAUGUUCACGCUUCUUGCUGGGUCUCCACCAUUCUGGCAUCGUAAACAGCUGCUGAUGCUGAGAGUGAUCAUGGAAGGCCGGUACCAGUUUAGCUCUCCAGAGUGGGAUGACCGGUCUGACACCGUCAAAGACUUGAUCUCAAGGCUUUUAGUGGUGGAACCCACUCUUCGCCUCACGGCCGAGCAAGCUUUAGCUCAUCCUUUCUUUCGUCAGUACCAAAAGGAGGAAGUGCGGCUCUUUAGCCCGAGGAAGACAUUUAAGGCCCUGAUUUUGACCGUGUUAGCUUGUAUACGAAUGCAGUGCCGCUACUACCGAGCCAGACCAUUAACAAAGGAGCUCCUAGCAAGAGACCCUUAUUCCAUCCGCGGUGUGCGCAAGCUGAUCGAUGGCUGUGCUUUCCGCAUAUAUGGACACUGGGUCAAGAAAGGGGAGCAACAGAACCGAGCUGCUCUAUUCCAGAACACAGCUAAAAUCAUUCUACUGGGCCUUGAAGACCUUGAAAACUAAAGGUCAUAUUUUUGUUUC
This is a messenger RNA of Sinocyclocheilus anshuiensis, 1212 nucleotides long. RefSeq names its product phosphorylase b kinase gamma catalytic chain, liver/testis isoform-like. Gene Ontology annotation, molecular function: phosphorylase kinase activity; calmodulin binding; ATP binding. The transcript is spliced from 10 exons. Gene Ontology annotation, cellular component: phosphorylase kinase complex. Gene Ontology annotation, biological process: glycogen metabolic process; protein phosphorylation. Bases 1 to 1194 code for a protein of 397 amino acids. The record is from RefSeq and is a predicted model, not a curated record. Lineage: Eukaryota; Metazoa; Chordata; Actinopteri; Cypriniformes; Cyprinidae.